Messenger RNA from Xiphias gladius (swordfish), 5321 nucleotides. It is a transcript of the gene map3k10, whose product is annotated as mitogen-activated protein kinase kinase kinase 10. Lineage: Eukaryota; Metazoa; Chordata; Actinopteri; Istiophoriformes; Xiphiidae. The transcript has 11 exons. Gene Ontology annotation, biological process: protein phosphorylation; positive regulation of apoptotic process. The coding region runs from base 1518 to 4892 and encodes 1124 amino acids. The record is from RefSeq and is a predicted model, not a curated record. Gene Ontology annotation, molecular function: protein binding; ATP binding; JUN kinase kinase kinase activity.
AAGGGAACAUGUAGCCGGAGUGGAUCUCUUCAUCGCAUUAUUUCAUCUCGUCCACUCGGAUCAGAGAUACUGUAAUGCUGCAAUGCCUCCAUGCAAACCUUCGUUGACAGUAUUUUCCACCGUAUUGCCACCGUUGUGAUUGUUGCCGUCUCUCCUAAAGCAGAAGUCGUGGACUUUAAAACUCACACCUUCGCCACAAGACUACGAAUUGACGAUCUGAAACUACCAUGCGUGCUGAGAAAGCAGCAGGAUAAUGAUAGAUGCUGGCAUCCCUACACUGUCUGCGGUGCACGAGAGUUUCUUUUCCAAUCGAGGACCCGUCUCCAUCACAAAUGUAGCCCAGCAGAGGCAAGUGAACCAGGCCGCUGCAAAGACACGGAGGCGGGUUUGUUGUGUUCAGACUUGGCUGUUUGCUGAACAUGGUGCCACUUUACAGCUCCGUAUUGAAUACCUGCCGCCCCGCCGUCGGCUUGCUUCUGUAAUUCCCCAGCUGUCUUAAAAUGGACGGGGCCUUUUUGAUAAAGGCUAUUCAGGGACGCUGAACCGGCUCAUGAGUUGCCAUGUAUGAAGGAUUUAGCUUGGACCUGCUUUCCGGGAUGUAGGGUGAAUAUCCGCGGAUAUUUCCAAACACAAUAUAGAAUAGAAAACAGCCUAUAUUCAUGGAGAUGGCUGGCGGGGGAGGUGCGUCUACACUGGGCUGGAUGAGAAAUAAUGAGGACCCCUGCUCAGAGUAUUUCCAUCAGCUCAAAAACAGACUGCGGUUUUUAUUGGCACCUUAAAUAGCCUAGUCUAUAUUCCAUACUAAAAUUAAUCUGAAAAUCAGCUGUGGUUUCAUCAUCGACUCUGAUUCUCUCUGUAGCUCACAGAUUCAAGACAGUAGUUCUCAAUGGGAUGAUAUUAACUACAGAUGAGGCUAUGUAUUUAAAGACCGAGAGAUUCAAAACUAUAAAGGCAUCAGGAGCCCAGACUUUGCCUUUGUUACUUUCAUGUGAACAGCAAUGUAGGAAAUUCAUAAUAACUAUCUAACUGUUUUAUUAAUUGUAGGCAGCAGCUGAGAGACCAGAGAGAGAAAUUAUGUGUGGAUUUAAUUUCACAGUUCCCUCUCUGAUCAGGAAGGCCUCAGACUGAAGGUAUUUUUCCAAAGGAUUUCAUCAGACCUGCUGCUUCUUAGAUAUACACAUAUUCACGUCUCCUGUGAGAGUCUGUGGCAGCUUUUAAAAGACACAAUUUUGGAAAACAAUCAGUUAGUUUUAUGGGGGUUACAUUCAUGGAUCUGCUCUGCUGAGAGUCAUUGUUUGACCUAAACUAUAUUGUCCCUGAAUGAACUUGCCUUUGGGAAUACAUGUUACUUACACACUGGGUAGCAACAGCACAGCAGCAACCGGUGACAGGAUUUGGCACAGUUUCAACAGCGAGAUGUGGUGAUGGGGGAGAGCCGUUGCAGCUCUCUGAUCCUCUGAUCCCCUAUCCCCCCCGCCGGUGGUCGAGGACACCUCGUCUCAGUCAAUGGGCCCUGUAUGGAUUUUGUGCCUGAGUUGACAGAGGGCAGGCCAACAGCGUCAAACAGCAGUCAGGCUGCAAUGAACCCAUACGGCAGAGCGAGCAGCACAGCAGCCCCCCUGUCCUGCACCAGCUGUGGGGGCUGCUGCUCCCCGCCUCCCCCUUGCCUAAUCCCGCCUGGGCCCCCCUCCUCUACUACCUCCUCCUCAUCCUCCAUGCCCCCGAAUAUGACCCCUCCGCCACCAAUGUUUCCAGCUCCGGUUGUGCAAGUGGAGAACGGUAGCAUCUGGAACUCCUCCACCAUCUCUUCCUCUGGGUCCCCAGAAUCCCAUCCUGGUCACCGCUGUGGGGCCAACAACCCCAACGCCUACUGGACGGCAGUCUUCGACUAUGAGGCCACAGCAGAUGAGGAGUUAACCCUGCGGCGGGGGGACCUCCUUGAGGUUCUCUCCAAAGACUCCAAAGUGUCUGGGGAUGAGGGUUGGUGGACAGGCAAGAUCCAGGACAAGGUGGGUAUCUUUCCAAGCAACUACGUCACGAGGGGGGACGCUGCCAGCUACCAACAGCUGACCUCCGGAGGUCUAGUGGCAGGUGGAGUGGGUGAAUGCCCCUUGGAGAUAGACUUCUCAGAACUGCUCCUGGAGGAGGUGAUAGGAGCUGGUGGGUUUGGGAAGGUUUACAAAGGAGUGUGGCGAGGAGAGGAAGUAGCAGUAAAGGCCGCCAGGCAAGACCCCGAUGAGGAUAUCAGUGUCACAGCAGAGAGCGUGCGACAGGAGGCCAGGCUAUUCUGGAUGCUCCGGCACCCCAACAUAAUCGCACUCCGUGGGGUCUGCCUGCGCGAGCCCAACCUGUGCCUGGUGAUGGAGUAUGCCAGAGGAGGGGCUCUGAACCGGGCCCUUGCUGGAAAGAAGGUUCCCCCGAGGGUUCUGGUGAACUGGGCGGUCCAGAUUGCCACAGGGAUGGACUACCUGCACAACCAGGCAUUCGUACCUAUCAUCCACAGAGACCUUAAGUCCAGCAAUAUCCUCAUUCUGGAGCCUGUGGAGCGGGACGACCUGAGCGGGAAAACCCUGAAGAUCACAGACUUCGGUCUGGCCAGAGAGUGGCACCAGACCACUAAGAUGAGUGCAGCAGGGACCUACGCCUGGAUGGCCCCAGAGGUCAUCAAGCUCUCCCUCUUCUCCAAGAGCAGCGAUGUGUGGAGUUUCGGCGUGUUACUCUGGGAACUGCUGACCGGCGAGGUUCCUUACCGGGAGAUAGAUGCGCUGGCGGUAGCUUACGGUGUUGCCAUGAACAAGCUAACUCUUCCCAUCCCUUCAACCUGCCCUGAACCUUUUGCUCAGCUACUGGGAGAGUGCUGGAGCCCCAACCCCCGCAGCAGGCCCUCGUUCACCAACAUCCUGAGGCGACUGCUGGCCAUUGAACAGUCAGCCAUGUUCCAGAUGCCUCUGGAGUCCUUCCACUCCUUACAGGAGGACUGGAGGCUGGAGAUCCAGCAGAUGUUCGACGAGCUCAGGGCCAAAGAGAAGGAGCUGAGAUCUUGGGAGGAGGCGCUGGCUCGAGCCGCCGAGGAGCAGAGGGAGCAGGAGGAGCAGCUGAGGAGGAGAGAGCAGGAGCUGGCUGAGAGGGAGAUCGACAUCGUGGAGCGAGAACUGAACAUCAUCAUCCACCAGAUGUACCAGGAGAAACCCAGCGUGAAGAAGAGGAAGGGCCACUUUAAGAAGAGCAGAUUACUGAAACUGGGACGAGACAGCAACUGCAUCAGUCUGCCCUCUGGCUUCGAGCAUAAGAUCACUGUGCAGGCGUCUCCCAGUGUGGACAAGAGGAAGACCCAGGGGAGCGAGAGCACCACCCCGCCUGCCAGCCCAGGUGUCAUACCCAGACUGAGAGCCAUUAGAUUGACACCGAGCGAUGGCAGCAAGACGUGGGGACGCAGCGCCGUGUGUAAGAAGGAAGACCUGACGGCCAACAAGAAAAAGGGACGCACCUGGGGACCGAGCUCCACCCACCAGAGAGAGAGGGUCGGCGGGGAGGAAAAGCUGAAAUCACUAGGUGAAGGAUGCAAGGUUUGGUCGUCCAGUGCACCGAAUCUGGGCAAAUCCCCCAAACAUGCACCCAUGACAGCUGGCUUCUCCAGCCUAAAUGAAAUGGAGGAGUGCUGUGAGUUCGAGGAGUCACCAGGGUCCGUGCUGCCCUCAGAGACCAGCAGUAACGGGGCCGUGGAGGACUCGGGGUCUCUGUGGGGCAGCCUGGGGCCCAACACGAUGCCUGCUGUUGGGGUGUCUAAUACGAGCUCCUGUCAGGGUCCUGGAGGCCAGGGGUCGGGGUUGAGCUACCAGGACUCGCUCCGUCGCUGCAACCAGAGGAAGAAGAGUGACGCAUUGUUGUUGGGUUGUGCCUCUCUGCUCGCAUCUGUCGCCCUCGGACAAGACCUGGUGCAGCUGGGAAAACUGCAGGUGCUUCAGGACGAGCAGGACCUCAGAGAGGAGCAGCGUAAGAAGAAGGAGGGUCUCUUCCAGCGGACAGGACGCUUCCGUCGCAGCACUUCUCCACCCAGCCGAAACCUCUCUCUCUCCCUCUCCAGACAUCAUGACUCCACGAUCCCCUGCAUGGACCCUUCUCCCUCUGUUACGCUCCUCUCUUUGUCCUCUCUGUCUGACUGCAACUCCACAAAGUCCCUGCUCCCCUCUGACCCAGACGAGUACGCCCUGACCCCGAUGACAGCGGUCAAAACACCGGCGGCGCCACCAGCCCCCGCCCUCAACCCGCUCUUAGACCUGCGGGCGGAGAGCUUCAAGAAGGAGCCCAACCAGUCGCUCACGCCCACCCACGUGUCUGCAGCCAUGGCCCUGAACAGAGGACACAGACGUACCCCUUCAGAUGGGGCGAUACGACCCCGAGCCCAAACUCUGGGACACCACAGGACGCCGUCGGACGGGAGCAUGCCCAUGCCUCCUCCACCGGGGGUACCAUACAUCACAACAAACAAAGGUGCACAGGACACCCUGGACAUCCCCCGCCUCCCCGACCCCUCCACCAUCUUCCCAGUCCCUCAUCGACGUAAAGCCCCCGCUCCACCGAUCCCUGAUCCAGAUCCUCUUUGCCUCAUCAGCCCCCUGGAGAGACCCAAGACGCUGGAGUUUGCCCCACGGCCGCGGCCCACCCCGGCCAGGAUGAGAGCCGACCCUUGGAAGCUGGGCUCUCUCUCCCGGACCCUGAGCUCGUCGCCGGGCAGUAGCUGUGACAGCCCGCUCGGUUCAGGAGACAGCGCCGCCAGCGCCGCGCGACCCAACCUGAUGGACAUGGACAUGGAGGGCCAGAAUUUGGACCACACUGUUCCUCUGUGUGGACAGCGGCAGCCUGCCACUCUGUGUGGACAGCAAUACUUAUAGUGAAAAACAGCGAGUGAAUAUUUCCAGUUCUAACUUUUUUGCAUUCAGUUCUGUUGCAGGACAUUAGAGGUUGGGCUGAAUAAAGCCUUCUGAUGGAUGUCUGAGCCGAGCAAAGUGCACUCACUGAAGUUUGCAAAAACACCCCACUUCUUGUCAUGUUUUUAGGCACUUACUGGAAGCCAUCCCUCUCGUGUGCCCUUUUAGUGUCCUAAUAAGGUGUGAAACCCUUAGAGUAAGCCUUUUCCCGAUAGCGCUCUCUAACCUGCACGACACUGAGGGUCCUAGAGGCCUCUUAAAAGCCUUGUAUGCUCACCCACCUACUUUACCCAACACUACUUCCUUCCCUCUUUCAAGACUUACAACCUUCAAAAGCCAUUCAAGUACUUACAAGACCACUUUUUGAAAUUGCUAACUGUUAAUUUCAAUCCA